UUCCGGAGCAGCAGGAGGGCGCACUUGGCACCUGAUCCUGCAGUCUGCGUUUGGCACAGGACCGCCGCUCACUGCGGUUCCGGUCCUGACAUUACAGCGUAUGUUUUACAGCAAUUCAAGUAUUUAAACUAUGGAGGAUAGUUACCAGUAUCCAGUUUUCUUCGAGUGCCCCAGUUUGAACGGAGAGCAAAAGAAGAGGAUAGAAAACUACUUCCAGAUUCGCCGCAAAUCGGGAGGAGGAGAUUGCGGCCCCGUAAAGACAAUAAAUGAUAAAGUUUGCAGCAUUGCAUUUAAAGAGCGAGACGCUCAACAGAGAGUCCUGCAGAAAUCUGAACAUGUGUUGGAGUUUGCAGGUGGUACUCUGGUGCUGCCUGUGCAAGAAAGCCCGGAACUUACAAGCAAGCCAGAUAAGCCAAGUCUGGACUCAGCUUCAUCACAGCAGGGUAAGCUGUCCAUGCCUGCCUCAACAGCUUCACCAAGUGGUGAAGAAUAUGAACUACAGUGUGAUUCUUACCUCCUCCGUUACCUAAAGGAGUGUCCCAAGGCUGGGAAUGAACUGGAGAAAAAACUCGCCUCUCUGGCCUGUUGUGCCCAGCUUCACCCAGAGGAUGGAAGGAUUUCAGUCCAGAGUUUAGCUCAACAUAGUUCUGUAGAUGAAGUUAAGGAUUGGAAAGCCGAGGUAGAUCAACUUUUCGAUGUCUAUCAGUGCCACUAUGAGGUGGACCCUCACAAAAUUAAAGCCUUGCUCCAGUCCUGCAGCUCUCGUCAGAACACAGAUGAAGUGAAGGUGUACAGUGAGGCUGACCUCGCUGUCGUGGUUGGGAAGCGUGCUCAGGUGAAGGCCAGGUUGAUGGAUGUAGAGGACUCAUGUGUUAAACAAAGUUUACAUUUGAGUAAGAAGCAAACCACCAUUCGUCGACUUGGCAAAGCCAAACUCCAUCUCCUCUGGAAAGAAAUUGAGCAGAGUUUGGGACGAGAUUUUCCAGGACUGAAGGUCAAACAGGGAGAUGAAGGUCAGUUAGUUUUGGAGGGCUCUGUGGAGCAGAUUCUGAAGGCUGGAGAUCAGAUCUCUGGUAUGGAGAGUUUGGUGUUAGAAAGGAAAGUUUCCAACAUGAACCCACACUUGUUGGCCUUCUUAAAGAAGGCAUACGGAGAUCCAGUGAUGCUUGGUGUCUUUUUAGGGGUUGGUGACAAGGUGGAAAUAGAGUUACGAGACACCGAGCUCCGAUUUUUCGCCAUGUCUGCUGACAAAUUGGAUGACACAGAAAACAAACUGCAAGAAAAAUUCAAGGAAGUUAAAAUUACCGUGCCUAACUGCUCCUCUGUGCCACCUGAGCUUAGGGAACGUCUCAAGUCCAAGACAAAUGUGAUGAAUCAGGGGCGACACAGGGCUCAGGUUGUGUUUGGCUCAGACACCACGGUCUGCUUGCUGGGCCACACCAAAGAGGUUGAACAGCUCAGUGAAGCUGUGAAACAGUUUAUUUUGGAUCAGGCAAGCAUAGAAUCCCAAGUCACUCUCCCUUUUCCAGAGUUAGUACAAGGCUUACCAGGAUUGCUCCAGCUACAUAAGUUUGACUAUUCAGGAAUUACCUUCAAUCCUUUAACAUCCUCCUUUGAGCCCAAAGUGGUGCUGGAAGGUCCGUCCAGCAAAGUGAGGGAGGUGAUGAACAGGCUGGGUCCAUUUUUGGAUUCAUUUGUUCAGAGCAGAGUCACCAUUGACCUGCCCGGGGCAGCAAGGUAUUUCUUAAGUCCCUCUGGAAGAGAGAACGUUUUAACUCUUGCUCGUUCUCACAAGUGUCUCAUACAGCUCCAAGAACAGCAUCAUGUUACCAGACAGAAUUUAGCAUCCAGUACAAGCCUCAGUGGCGUAAACACAACAGUUGCCAGCUACAGCCUUCGUGACGGGCUCCAGGUGCUGGUGUGUCAGGGUGACAUCACCAAACAAGAGGCUGAUGCCCUGGUGAACGCUGCCAAUGAAGAUCUGGACCACUGUGGAGGCGUUGCUGCUGCUCUGAGUAAGGCAGGUGGCCCAGAGGUUCAGAGGGAGAGCCGUACCUUAGUUAAGAAUCAUGGGAAAAUUUCUGUUGGUGAUGUGGUAAUAACCACAGGGGGGAACUUAAACUGCAAGAAAUUGCUGCAUGCUGUGGGGCCUGUAUGUGGAAAUUCAGGUGGCAAUGAACGUGUGUUGCUCGAAAAAACUGUCACUUCUGCUCUGAAUAUGGCAGAGAUGAUGGAGUUCAAGUCCAUAGCCAUGCCCUGUAUCAGCUCAGGUUUGUUUGCGGUUCCUGUCGUUGUGUGCUCCGAGGCCAUUGUAACUGCUGUUAAGAAGUUUGGCAGUCAGGGAGGGCAAAGUCUGAGCAAAAUCAUCCUGAUUGAUAACAGGACAGAGGUGGUGAGGGCCUUGCAGGAAACAUGUGAUCGUGUUCUGAAAAGGAUCUCAACAGGAAAUGUUACAAUUGUCCCUGACGCUGCAAGAGGAGCCACUGCUGGAGCUUCUGGAGAUGUAGAGAGUGUCCAUGUGGAGAUUGUUCAGGGAACCAUCGAGACCCAGCAGGUGGAUGGCCUAGUGUCUCCUAUGGCAGGCCAUGAUCCUCUUUCUACCCGUGUUGGAAAUGUUUUAUCCAAUGUGGUUGGACCUCAGUUGACUACAAAGUUGCAUAGGGAAGCAGGAGGAGCGACGCUGCCUGGUCAGACUGUCCUGGUGGAGGGCUUGCCUGGACUAAGGUCUAAAGGAGUGUUCUUCCUCAACCUCGUUUCCUGGAAUAAUAACCAACAUGAAACUGCAGCCCAGGUUCUGAGACAGGGAAUUAGAAAUAUUCUGACUUCCUGUGACAGGAAAGGCUAUAGAUCAGUUGCUCUCCCCGUGCUUGGGACCGGUGCUGUCCUGCGUUUUCCUCACACCACGGUAUCCAGGGCUGUGCUGGAAGAGAUCCGUGCAUUUGAACAGAACCGGUCCAGCAGAACAUCCUUCCUGGUCCGAUUUGUCAUCCACCCCAGUGACAAAGAAUCUAGCAAGGCCUUCCAGUCAGCCCAGGAAACUUUGCAUCUCAGAGGAUUCACGAAUGAUACUACCCCAGACCAAGCUUCCUUCUACCGCCAUGUGUUGGGAAGUGAUGAUGAGGUCACAGCCAUGUUGGGUGAAGUGACGCUCCAGAUGGUCCGUGGGGACAUCGUUCACGAGAGAACCGAUGUCAUAAUCAAUACAACUGACUUUUCCAGUCAUUCUGGUGUGUCCAAAGCUAUUCUGACUGCAGCAGGACCAGCUGUCCAAGCAGAGUUAGCACGAGUGCGAAAUCCAGCAGACUCCAUGUGCAGCACAGGACCUGGGACACUUGGCUGCAAGGAAAUCAUUCAUGCUGGUUUUAACUGUGACAGUCAAAUCAUUCGGAAAAUGUGCAAAAACAUAGUGAAGCAGUGUGAGAGAAAGGGCUACCAGUCAGCGGCCUUCCCAGCUAUCAAUACUGGUGUGGGUGGUAUGGACCCUGUCGAAGCUUGUAAAGCCAUGCUGGAUGGCAUGACGUCGGCCAUUACAGACUUGAAACCAAAGUCCCUCUCACUGAUCCGCAUUGUCAUCCUACAACAACCGGUCUUUCAGGGUUUCAGAUCAGAGCUGGAGAGCCGCUUUGGACAAACAGCCAGACGCCACCUCACCCUGAGAGAAAUAGCUAAACAAAAGCUAAUGAAACUCCGAGACAAGUGUUCAGGGACCUCCACAACUUCAGCACGUCAAGGCGAAACUUCCAUCUCCUUAAAGCCAAAGCCGGCUGUCGUAAGUGUGAUUGGCUGUAGUCCUGACACCAACUGGACUAUCAAGAGAGAUUUGGAGGGGAUCCUACAGAAGCAUCUGAUAGAAAGGGAGCUGGAUGUGCAUAAUUUUACCAUGCUUGGUCCAAUGGAGCUGGAGGCGCUGCAAGCUAAAGCCAUAAUGUUAGACAUGAGCCUGGAGUACAGGAGAUGUCAAAGAUCUGAAGGUGUGGAUGGCAACAGAGCACGAAACACAGACAGAGAUCGGUCACGGCCAAGGGGAGACGUCUAUGUCCUGAAAGGCUUCAAAGAAGAUGUUUUGAGCACCAUGGAGUUUCUAAACCGAGCAAUCCAAAAAGCACUUUGUGAUGACCUCGAGGACAAAGAAGAAGCAAUGAUGGCUCUUAAUGUCCAGUGGUCAAUUCAGGAUGUAGAUCUUACCUGGUGGGAGAUGAGCCUGCAUGACAACUACUUGCUGGAGAAGGCUUACAUGAGGAAAGAAGUGUCUGUAGAUGUGAUGGAACCAAACGGCAUGACUGUGAGAGUAAACCUAAGGACAAAAGAAGCAACAAAUUGGCAAACAGGUGCCACAUACAAAGUAAAAAGGAACGACACACACACAAUGUUAGAGAUGCCAACACAAUGGGAACCUAUGCACAAUGAAGUCUUUAAAAAGGUUGAGCUGCCACCUAACUCAGCUGAGUACCAGGACGUAGCUCAGGCUUUCCUCAGAACAGCUAAAUACAACAUCCGUAAAAUUGAGCGUGUGCAAAACCUCUACCUGUGGCAAGCUUACGCUGUGCGUAGGCAUCGUAUACUUAGCAAGAACGGUUCAGCCGACCUCGGCGAGAAGCUUCUCUACCACGGCACAUCGGCAGACUCAUGCAACCUUAUUGAAAGGGACAGAUUUGACAGGAGCUUCGCAGGAACACAUGCUGCUGUAUAUGGGAAGGGAGUUUACUUCGCGGUCAAUGCAAAUUAUUCGGCGCGUGGAUAUUCCCCACCUGACUCAUCAGGCCUGAGUCGGAUGUAUGUUGCUCGUGUCCUGACGGGCCGCUACACUGUUGGUAAAUCUUCCAUGAUAGCCCCCCCUCCCCGAGGCUCAGACCCCACUGACUGCUUCGACAGUGUGGUUGACAAUCAGCAGCAGCCCUCCAUGUUUGUGAUCUUCCACGACGACCAGGCCUACCCCGAAUACGUCAUCACCUUUAGCUGAGGAAAACUGAUUCAGUACUGUACAAAUCCUGCCAGAUUAUGGAUGUGCCUUCAAUUUCUAUUUUCAGUUAAUGUUGUAAUUUUUUUAAAAUAGUUUUGAGCAGUUUUACUCUCUUGACAACACAGAAACUGGAACUGUCUGUAGUAUAACAAAAACAAUCAGCCAACUAGAUUUUAAACAAGGCAUUGAUUUCAGGGUUUUAAAAAGCGGUGAUAAUCUUGUGACCAGUUAAUCAUCAUUAAGAAUUGCAGCAUAUGAAUGUUUCAAUAUGAUACUUAAAAAGUUGAUUGAAAAUUCAUAUUCAAACACUUCAAAAUGAUUACAAUUUAAAAUAUGCAGCUCAAAUUAAGUGCUCACAGUAUAUUUAUACACUUCACACAGGAAAAAGCAAAAAUCCACUGAAGGAGGAGUACAUAUUUCCAUUGUCACUGAUCCUCCGAUUCUCCCAAAGGCAAACAUUGAUGCUGUCUCCAACUUGUAGCUGCAAGACAGCGCUGUUAGAUGCCGAGGAGGGGUUGGUUUGAUCAUACUCAUACCAUGAGACUAUCUUGUUUCCAUUUUUGUAUAAACUGCCACCGCAGCUUCCGCUACUUGCUCCCCAGCAGAAGGAAUUUAAGGUGAAGUAAUAGACUCCCUCCACCGGUGCUGUGAAAUAACCUGCAACAACAAAACAGGGGAGAGAAAAUAAAAUGUUUCUUUGGUAUACCCAACCUAACAUGCAACACUUCAAUAGGUGAUGUGUCUGUAGUAAGGACACAAGAGUGUUGAGAAAAGCUCAUACUGAAAUACUGACCUGUGUUGGGGUUGUAAUGUCCUCCCGUGUUGAACAGAACAUUUCUGUACACCAGAGGGUAAAGAACACUUACAGGACCAAUGGUAUCAUCAGUUGGGAAUGCAGCAGAAAAUGCAACCUGAAGCCGCCCUGGGCGAUAAAAAGAUGAAUAUAUAUCAUUAUACUGUAUUUUGUUCCUUUUAAAUCUUGAAUGUGGGAGUUUCAAAAUCUUUUUUUAACAGCAACUGCUGUCUAACACCUGCAGUAAAUUUCAAGGCUUCAGUCUAUCAGGAAUCUCAAAAAAAAUAAUAAAAAGAAAAAAAAAUAAUAAUGGCAAGAUUUUUUCUCAAUUUCAUCUCAACUUUAAAUUGCGAGAUUAAUGCAUUUGUGAAGUAAAUAAAUAUGUACAACCACAA
This is a messenger RNA of Scatophagus argus, 6148 nucleotides long. RefSeq names its product protein mono-ADP-ribosyltransferase PARP14-like. The transcript is spliced from 15 exons. The coding region runs from base 131 to 4960 and encodes 1609 amino acids. Gene Ontology annotation, biological process: negative regulation of gene expression. Gene Ontology annotation, molecular function: transcription corepressor activity; NAD+ poly-ADP-ribosyltransferase activity. The record is from RefSeq and is a predicted model, not a curated record. Gene Ontology annotation, cellular component: nucleus; cytoplasm. NCBI's taxonomy places the organism in Eukaryota, Metazoa, Chordata, Actinopteri, Scatophagidae.